Molecule: messenger RNA, 2298 nt
Organism: Solanum lycopersicum (tomato)
Lineage: Eukaryota; Viridiplantae; Streptophyta; Magnoliopsida; Solanales; Solanaceae
Product: proline-rich receptor-like protein kinase PERK15
Biological process (GO): protein phosphorylation
Molecular function (GO): protein kinase activity; ATP binding
Source: RefSeq, a predicted model, not a curated record
CUAUAUUGUGCAAGUUGGCUAAAGGUCACCACUACGACGUCGUUUCAUUCAACAUUUUCCUUUUCUGCAUCUUCUUCACUGUUUCACGUUUCUCCGUUGUGUCUUAAACCUGUUUGUCUUGGUGCUCUUUCAACUGUCCACUCUGAUUCUUCACGCCACUCAAAAAAAACCUAGAGAAUUUCAAGAUCUUGGUUUUAAACUGCUGAAAAACACUAGUCUUAAAGAAAAAAGUGAACUCCGGUAAUGUCUACUGGGCUCCCCGGAGUGCCGUUGGUUCCGCCGUUGCCGUUUCCUCCGGCGGAUAAUGCAACUACUCCAACAUCUCCGGUGAACCCAAGUACUACUCCUCCGUCUCCAGAUGUUGCUAGUCAGCCUUCUCCGGCGACCUUGUUAAAUCCGCCGCCCUCAUCGAUUAAUGGAAGCUCUCCCACGAGUGCUCCGUCGAAUGGGUCAUCGAAUAGUACAACUUUAGUAGCACUUGGAGUUGGAAUUGGGAUUGGAGGAGCACUUGUGCUUAUAUGUGUGUGCAUUUUUGCACUUUGGUAUAAGAGGAGAAAAAGGCGUCUUGGGCUAAAUGGUUUUGGUCAUGAUCCAUCACAAGCUCCCAAAGAUAAUUUGUUUGGUGGUCAACAUCAUCACUGGCAACAAAAUGCUCCUCCCUCAACAGAAAACAUGGUGAGGAUUCCAAUAAAUCCCUCCCCUCCACCAUCCAUUACAUCAGUUCCACAAGUAACUGCAGCAGAUGGAUGUACUCCUUCACUGCCACCUUCCACUGGCAGUAACUUGAGUACUGACAAACCUUUUCUACAAACAACCCCUGAUUCCAGCUCGAGUUUCUCGAGAACUACAUUCACCUAUCAAGAAUUAGCAUUUGCUACUGAUUAUUUCUCUGUUUCCAACCUCCUUGGUCAAGGUGGUUUUGGAUAUGUAUACAAGGGAGUAUUCCGUGAUGGGAAGGAGGUUGCCAUUAAGCAACUUAAAGCUGGAAGUGGGCAGGGGGAGCGUGAAUUUCAAGCAGAGGUGGAGAUUAUUAGCCACGUUCAUCACAAGCAUCUUGUUUCAUUGGUUGGACACUGCAUUUCAGGGGUGCAGCGGCUGUUAGUUUAUGAAUUUGUCCCAAACAAAACUUUGGAGUUCCACUUGCAUGGAGACAUAACUGCAGGCAAGGAGCAUCCCCCACUAAGCUGGGAAACUAGGAUGAGAGUUACUUUAUGUUCUGCAAGAGGAUUGGCAUAUCUGCAUGAAGAAUGUCAUCCCAAGAUCAUACAUCGCGAUAUCAAGGCCUCCAAUAUUCUUCUUGAUGACAAUUUUGAUGCAAAGGUUGCUGAUUUUGGGCUUGCAAGGUUGAAUUAUGACUCUGAUACUCACGUCUCCACACGAGUAAUGGGAACUUUUGGGUACUUAGCUCCUGAGUAUGCUCUUACGGGGAAGCUUACUGAAAAGUCUGACGUCUUCUCUUUUGGAGUCAUGCUUUUGGAGAUUAUAACUGGAAGACGGCCGAUUGAUAAAGCUCAACCCUACCUUGACGAUAACAUUGUUGAUUGGGCGAGGCCUUUGCUUACCCAGGCUCUGGAUGAUGGCAACUUUGAUACUCUGGCUGAUCCAAGAUUGGACAAGAAUUAUGACUUGACUGAAAUGACCAGAAUGGUCACUUGUGCUGCUGUGUGUGUGCGCCAUCUAGCACGUCGCAGGCCUCGUAUGAGUCAGAUUGUCAGAGCUUUAGAAGGAAAUUUGCCGUUGGAUGAGUUAAAUGGACUUAGACCUGGACAUAGUGGUAUACAUGAAUCUUACGGAAGCUCGGAUUUUGAUGCUGUUCAGUACAAAGAAGACCUUAAGAAAUUUAGAAAGAUGGCUCUGGAAAGCCAGGCACAUAAUUCUAGUGAAUGCAGCGGGCCUACCAGUGAAUUUGGCCCCCAUCCUUCCGGUUCAAGUAGUGAAGGCCUAAGAACAACUCAAGGCACACGUUCUAGUGUUGAAGGUCAUCGAGAAAUUAGAAUAGACUAGAAGAAGACAACUAGGAAGCAGAAAACAGUGAUUUUUUUUUUCGAACGAAAGGGUGCAAAUGUAAUGAACUCUUCUCAGAAAUUGUUGGAUUUGGUAGUGUGUUUAGAGAAUUGUGUGAAUUUGGCAUACCUUUCAUAUGCCACUCAUCUUUGUAAUUAUCAAUUGAUCUAGGUGCUGUUGCAGAUUUUGUAUUGUUCCCAUAUCCAGUUCCUCUAAAGUUACAUGUAAAGAAAGGAUUAUCAAAAGCAUUAUAUGAAGCCAUGAAGUUGGCUAUAUUUUUUUUUAUCCUUGAAA